Messenger RNA from Anopheles darlingi, 1354 nucleotides. RefSeq lists its product as uncharacterized. The transcript is spliced from 3 exons. The coding region runs from base 68 to 1354 and encodes 428 amino acids. NCBI's taxonomy places the organism in Eukaryota, Metazoa, Arthropoda, Insecta, Diptera, Culicidae. The record is from RefSeq and is a predicted model, not a curated record.
ACUAAUUUGAAUGAUUACUCAACGGAGCUGGAACAACACAGCAUAGCCGGUUCAUUACAUAGGACAGAUGAUUGCCUUAGCGACAUCAGUUGCGAACAGCGCGGAAAAGCGUUUGCCGGUCUUGAAGCAGGAGAGGGGUGAAAAAAAUAGGAUGGAGCCACAUACUAAAUUAUGCCAAGGACAUACUCAUCAUAAUACAAUGACCAACUUCACCGACGUAGCGACCACUGCAUCACCAAAAAUUUACAAAACUAUCGCCAUUGUAGCGAAUCCUAACAUUUACAUCAGCCCAAGUGAGGGCACUGGUAAUGAUUCUACGCACCAGAAUUGCAACCAAUUACAGCAGCAUUCACAGCCCCAAAUAAAUUAUAUUCAACCAGUAGAAGAGAACCUUCAAGAACAUGACAGCAUUUCAACCAAUAUUAACCCAACGGAUCGUGUCAUUGGCGAGGACGCGGGAAUUGUGUCGUCUGAAAGUGAAAAGGAUUCUGAAAUGGAUUCGGUUUCGACAGCAGAUCAUCAUAUACUUCGCCCCAAUAUACUAGCUAUUGAGGACCACGAAAGUGCAGGACUGGUGUUCCAAGAAUCUUUUGAUGAUGAGCUUCCAUAUAUACCGACAACUCUGCCAGAGGAAAGACCGGUCGGUAUUAAAUUGAAACCGAUAAAGGAACGCUCUCAGAUAGAUAUUAGAACCUAUCACCCACUCGAACGUCCCCGAUCAACCACUCCAAUUCAUCUUGCAUCACUUGAGGCAUAUUGCGAUCGUACAGCUGUGGUAGCGAUCAUGGACACUGCAAUGCUUGCUGGAGAACGCUCGCUUAAUUCAACCGUUAACGUUACGGAAAAAUUACACAUUAGCUUACCGUCAAAAAAAACUGUAGAUACAAAUGGUGGUAAAAAGAUAUUUGAACAUCGAUCAUCCCUUGGAUCCUUAACAAUGCCCCUGUAUACACCAUCUUCCGCUGUGUUUUUUAACACAACGAAAAGUGUCACUACAGGUAUCGUUGGAGGUGAACAAUAUCGUUCAGGAUCAACGACGAUGAAGAGUACUGUGGUAGCCGAAGAUUCACAAACGUUUACAACGCCACCUCCACUGCCUCCUAGGAAAACAUCAGCCUCAAAUAGCAUGCCAACGGGGCAAAAAUGGAUCGAUGUUGAAGCAAUACCGGAGAUGCGAAAAGCGCCCAAACGUAUCACGGCUAUACCCCAGAAACAGCUGCUUCAAAAUAUUUCGACUUCAUUACAUUCACGACCUCUAGAAACAGCACAGGAUGAACAAUUUUACACCUAUCUAAAGAUGAAGGACGAAAUUGCGGAGAGCGAGGUGCCAUCAUUGCAACCAUCCUCCUCCUAA